AUGACGCUAAUCAACCCGUGUCUCAAUCCAAAUAUCCCACCCAUUCGCAUCGAACUUUCCGAUAUUCCGUACAAAGAUUAUCACGAACAGUAUCACUACGCUGUCAGAGUUGUCAAGGGAUACUGGCGACAGGCAACCAAUAUGACUAUUGAGGACCAGGUCGAAUACAAAACUCUCAUUGAGCAACAGCAGUUCGUUAGACAGGGACUUGCAAAUUACACUCCAAGCAGCCACAGCGUCUACGGGUCGUGCCAUGUCUCGCCGACAUGGGCCAAAUAUAUUUUCCUCAAGUCGCUCUACUGCAAUGUCAAGAUGCCUACUCUUGACCGCCAAGUGCAAGGCACCGCCAAGUGCGAUAUAAUCGAAGACCUCGAGAGGACAUAUCGCACUUACUGUCCGAAGCAGGCCAGAGAAUUGAAGCGCAAGGAGACUCGACCCUCAGAAGUCCAAAUGGCUACCAUUCUCAGCCAAUCGAAUGACUCUCCCCUUCUGACCAACACAUCGGCCGUAACUAGUGAUCUUGAGAGCCUUGAAGUCCGCUUGAAGGAAUACAUGGAUUGCCACCUCGACAAAAUUCGACAAAGUAUUUUUGACGCAUGUGUAGAGCAAGGAAACAGGAUUACAACUGCGACUGAGCGGAUAUCCCUAGUCAUGGACAAGAUGGAUCAACUAGAGAGAGAACAGACAGAGUACUUUGGUGGUAUAGAGAAGAAAAUCGACCGCAUGGCCGCUGACCAGAUUACGCUCGAGGAAAUCUGA
Molecule: messenger RNA, 759 nt
Organism: Trichoderma atroviride IMI 206040
Lineage: Eukaryota; Fungi; Ascomycota; Sordariomycetes; Hypocreales; Hypocreaceae
Source: RefSeq, a predicted model, not a curated record